AUGGCUCAGCUACCAGAAGUUUUCAAGAAUAACGACAAAGACACGUUUGGCGCAUACACGGCCCACGUCAGAUGGCCGAUCAUUGUGACAAACGCAAUUGACGAUUUAGAGACCGAAUUGAAAUCGCUAGAUGCGACUUCGCAGCAUUAUCGCGACGGAGAGACGAUCAAGAAGGGUUUGGUCGCGUUGAAAAGUGAGAUCCAAAACGACGAAGAAAUUAGACCCUUUUCCGCCCGCGAAACCCAGUUUGCGCAAGUGCCCGGCUCGUUCAACGAAGUCAUCUCCGCGGCCCCACAGACGUGGUUGACCGGCGGCUGGCUUUUUUGCGAGGUGUACCUGUACAGGCGCAUGAACGUGCUUUUUCAAGCGUUCAAUUCCUGGCGCGAGUUUGAUAUUUUCAACCGUCUAAAGCAGUCCACGUUCCACUCGUCCUUGUUUGGUGUAGUCGAGCUUGCAAUCCGCUAUAAAAACUUGAAAACCCAGCUAAAUGGCGCCGAUCAAGAGAUGCUUGAAAUCCUGUUCAAGGAGUUCGUCGAGAUUUCGUUGUGGGGAAAUGCCACCGAUCUCUCACUACUCACCAACGCGACCCUCGAGGACAUCAAAUCCAUUCAAGGUGCAGAAGCCAGAAAGGCCUCUGAGUCUAAGAUUAUUGUCAACGACACUGCUGUCGCUUGGAAACACUUAUUGGGUGCCUCGAACAAACGUGUCGAUUUCGUUUUGGACAACUCCGGAUUCGAAGUUUACGCGGAUCUCAUGCUUGCCCUGUUUUUGCUAGACACCGGUGUGACCGAACUCUGCAAUUUCCACGCUAAAGACAUUCCGUAUAUGGUCAGUGAUUGCAGAAUUCGCGAUUUCCAUGAAUUGCUUGAUGACCUCAAAAGCCCAACUUUUUUCGAUCUCACGUCAUUGGGGAGCAAUGCAAAGGCAGCUCGUGAAGGUCUUGACUUUCUUGUGCGAUCAAUUGAAUCCUAUGUGGAUGCAGGCAAGAUCGUUUUUACGCAAGAUUCAUUUUGGUCAUUGGACCUUGACUACUGGAAUUUGGAUGCCUCCGAGACUAAAUACCAUGGCGCAGAGAUCCACAAGGACUUCUUGAAGAGCGAUCUCGUCAUUUUCAAAGGAGAUUUAAACUAUCGCAAACUUACUGGUGACAGAAACUGGCCUCGGACAACGGCUUGGUCCACAGCUAUAGGCCCCCUAGCGAAAAAUGGUAUUAAAUCAUUGAGUUUAAGAACUUGUAAAGCCGAUGUUGUUGUUGACUUGCCACCUGGAUGUGAUGAAAAAUUGUGCCAGGUCUGGAAAACCGAGAAACCCAGCGAGCCAUCUUCCUGGUGGUCUUCAAGCGGCAAAUAUGCCGUCAUAUGUUUCUGCGAUGGUCAGCAAAAGUAA
Lachancea mirantina is the source of this 1386-nucleotide messenger RNA. The record is from the annotation of a GenBank genome assembly. Lineage: Eukaryota; Fungi; Ascomycota; Saccharomycetes; Saccharomycetales; Saccharomycetaceae.